Molecule: messenger RNA, 1135 nt
Organism: Tuber melanosporum (Perigord truffle)
Lineage: Eukaryota; Fungi; Ascomycota; Pezizomycetes; Pezizales; Tuberaceae
Exons: 3
Coding region: 83-1135 (350 amino acids)
Biological process (GO): double-strand break repair via nonhomologous end joining
Cellular component (GO): nucleus; DNA ligase IV complex
Molecular function (GO): DNA end binding
Source: RefSeq, a predicted model, not a curated record
UCUUGCUGUCUCGCACUCCCUUCUCCCGCAAAAAGCAUCGUUGGUGGUGGUCCUUGAGGAAUAAAAUUAUUUAGAAUCAACAAUGCCUCUAACAAAGACUCCCUGGCACCCCCUCCCGUUAACUAUCUCGAACCGGUCCGCCCCACCACUACUCCUGCAAUCAACCUUCACAUCAACAACCUAUACAAUUCACCUAACGGACCUGGUAAAUAUAUGGUCGGAAUCCCUUUCCAAGCGUGAGAUACUGGCUCGCGCCGAGCGCAACAGCACUGCUAUCGAUCCAAGCGAGGAUGUGAGCCAGUUGCCGAUACUUCUGGAGAAGCUGGAAUAUGCACUUGGUAGGAAGAGGGAUGACGAUGCCGUUGAUGUGGAGAUCUUUCUUGGGAAGAGUGGGCUUAGGCUCAAGGCUACGGUUGAGUUACCGAAGCCCUUGGGUGAUUUGAAGUGGGUUUUUGAGCUUCAGCCUGUUGGUGGGGUUGAACUUGUAAAUUUAUUGGUGCUGCCCUAUUUGAGUGAGGUCGCGACUUUGAGGGAUAUGGUUGAGAGCUUGAUGACUGUUGUUAAAGAAAAGGAUACUGUGCUUGAGAGGCUGGUUGAAGGUAUGGGGGAAGCGGGGAUGGACGUCGGGGCCAUGGUUGGGGGUGGUAGAAGAAGGAGAGGGUUAGAUAAAUUUGAUGUAGGCAGGUGGAGAGGUGAGUUUUUGGGCGGGGAUAGGAGAGCCGGGGAAGUUGUUAGCGAGGUUUUUGAGCAGAAUUCAGAACCAGAGAUUCCUGGUGUUAAGGGGCUUGGUGGAGAAGCUGGUGAGUGGUGGAGGGGACUAGAUGAAGAUGGAGGUGGGGAGGAAAAAGAGAAGGAACCCAGGAAAAAGUUCGAGCCUGGUGGGGGCGCCCAAGAGAGAUGGCUCCAGAAUCCGAUACCGGGAAAGCCAGUUUCAGACACAGACGACGAUGAAUUUGAGGUUCGAAGAACCCCUCCCCGAGCUUCAGAACGGACCCCUCAAUCGAUCAAGAAACCACAAAGCAUUUCCCCCCCGUCCUUCCGGAGGAAACUCUCCCCAUGUUUCAAAAUCCGUCUCGCUAUCCAAAAUUCCACCCCCACCCAUCAAGCGAGUCAUCGGGAAGAUCGGUGGGGUUAG